CAUUUUUUUUGAAUGAAAUGGGUUGAACAAAUAAAUUAUUUAUAAUUAUUUUAAAUAUAAGUUUUUAUUGCGUCAUUUAUUGACCUACUUUUAAAAAGAAAAACACAGAAAUGCUGACUGAAAUAUAUAAAAAUUUGAUGAUGAGUUCCUUUAGAGAAUUUUUAAAAAAUUCCACAAUAAUGAUGUAAAUUGAAAAAAAUAAAAUCAUUUUUUUUGGUAAAUAAAUUGGAGGCAGGUGCAAAAAGUAUGUAAUAUUUGAAACAAUUGCAUAUAAACUAUAAAUCCUUAUAAGAAUUACUGUGAAUAGUACCUAUCAAAAUGUCUUUGGAACGUGGGAAGCGGCGCAAAUUUUUAUUAUUAGAAGAAUGCUAUGGAAAGAAGAUAACAGAUGACAAUCGACCUACUUCAUUAUUUAACAAAUCAGCCUUAGAGACUGAAGUUCAACUUGUUCCUGGAAGUAUAUUGCAAGAAGUUAAAUCAGAACCAGGAUCACCUUCUUUAUGCGUACAAUCAUUAGAUCAUGAUAAUGUCUACAUGCUAUGCAAUAACACAGAUGUUCAUGAACUGUCUCCUUUUGAGGCUGAGGUUUUAGUUCCUGUUUCUCCUGUUAGAGAUCGUCUUCGUGUUCUGUCAGAUGAUGAUUGGUUGAAAGAAGCUGAAAUGAUUGUUGAAGGUAGUAAUGUGAAUGUAGAUUUAGGAGCAGAUUUAGAUCCAGUUGAAGGAAUAGUUCGCUAUUGUGGAGUUGUGCCAGAGCUUGGUAAAGGCAUUGUUUUUGGAAUUGAACUUCUGGUCCACCCAGAGCAUGGCGUUUGUGAUGGAAGCAUCAAAGGUAAGCGGUAUUUCCAGUGCGCCAGCAACAACGCCAUAUUCGUCGGGAUCAACAGAUUGAGAUUGCAUUUGAGGGGUUAUAAAUAUACACAGAGUGGUAACAUCGUUGAACACGCUGAUCACAGAGAAAGAGAUGGUACUGGAGGUGCAUUGCCAUCUAGCAAACCCCACCCUCUUUCUCUGGAAGCCGCCUGUGCUGAUGGUACGCCACCACCACCUUUACAGCUUGGGGACCGAGUUGUCUGGAUUAGUGACUCUGGUCCUGAAUACGGUGAGGUGAAGUGGCUUGGCAAGCUUUUAGAUGUUGGUACAGACUGGAUGGUAGGGGUAGAAUUUGAUAACCCAGUUGGUACAGGAACAGGAAAAUAUAAUGAUCAUCAACUAUUUGAAGCCAAAUUAAACCAUGCUUCCCUAGUACCAAUUAUUGGUUUGAUGAAAGCUGAUGACUUUCUUGGUGGAGAGAAACUAAGGAUGUCUCUUUUGGCAGGAUCUUCUUUUGGAACUCUGCCUAAAUCAUGUAGGAGAAAAAAGAGUGGAGAGUCAUCUGGAUCAGUGUUCGUGGAAAGAGUAGCUUUAGCUGAUGAGACUGCUCUAAGUUCUGGUACUAGAAGCAACUUAACUAAUAGCCCUGGAAGCAAACGAAAAUUAGCAUCCAUAUCAAAUAGUGUAUCUUCUGAAUCAAAAUCAAAUUCUUUAUCCUGUCGUAGUCCUGAUCUCCUUAAUUCACAUUUAUCAUUAGAAAAUGACGAAAAUUGCUCAAGUGGUUCCUCAGUUAAUCCUUUAUAUGAAAUGGUAACUGAAAAAGGUGUCUCUACAAAUCAAAAAUUGGGUAUUACAAGGUUAGACGACUCAACUUCCAGCAUGGCAAGUGCAUCAACUGUUAGUCGUAAAAGUAGUGCCAAUUAUGUUGCUCGCCAUUCCAGUCAAGAUGGAGCUGAUUUGGAAGUCGGCUCUGUGGUAGAAGUUUUAAUCAACAACAGUCCGUGUUAUGGUGUGAUCCGAUGGAUUGGAGAAAUCCCUGAGGCGAGAGGAAAAUUAGUAGCUGGUAUUGAAAUGGAAGAGGAAAGUUCCAGUUGUACUGAUGGUACAUUUAAUGGGAAAAGAUAUUUUACCUGUUCUCCUAGGAAAGCCUUUUUUGUUCGCCUUAGUCACUGUCGAAAAGAUAGCCGUUUUCUUGAAUCUGAAAAGCGGAAGAGUGCAGUGUUUGGAAGUAUUGAUUGUCCAUCCAUUACUGGUGAUGUUCCACCUCUGUCCAGUCCUGAAGACAUGAAAUUACUUUAUGGGAAAAAUAAAGGCAUCCAAGGACACCAUAAUUCCUGCUAUUUAGAUGCUACUCUUUUUGCUAUGUUUUCAUGUACUGGAGUUUUUGAUUCUAUUCUGCAUAGACCAAAAAACAGUGAUGAUAUUGCUGAAUAUGAUGAGGUCCAAAGAGUUUUAAAAGAAGAAAUAGUGAAUCCUUUGAGAGCCAACUUUUAUGUUCGAGCUGAUCGCGUUAUGGAGCUUAGAAAAAGACUUGAAAGGCUCAGUUCUGUUAGAGGCUUAACUUCUGAAGAAAAAGAUCCAGAAGAAUUCCUUAACUCUUUGCUAAAUCAAAUAUUACGAGCUGAACCUUUCUUAAAAUUAAGUUCUGGUCAAGAAUCGUAUUUUUAUCAAUUAUUUGUUGAAAAGGACGAAAAGCUAGUUUUACCCACUGUACAACAAUUGUUUGAUCAAUCGUUUUUAGCGUCAGAUAUCAAACUUACUGAGGUCCCACCGUGCUUAUUAAUCCAAAUGCCUAGGUUUGGUAAACAAUUUAAAAUGUAUCCUAGAAUAAUACCCAGCCAGUAUCUUGACAUCACAGAUGUGCUAGAAGAUUCCCCUCGACAAUGCAGCAUAUGUGGACAAGUUGCAGAAUAUGAAUGUAAAGAAUGUUAUGGUCAAUUUGGAGAAGGAUUAGACAGUAUUGCUUUCUGCCAAAAAUGUAUGGAUAAAAGCCAUAGCCAUAAGAAACGAACUCGCCAUCACAGUGUGAAGUUAAGCGUACCUCCAGAAUUUCGCAUGCUUAAAGACCAUACUCCUGUUCCAAGAAUAUAUAUGGAACUAUUUGCAGUUGUAUGUAUAGAAACCAGCCAUUAUGUUUGCUUUGUUAAGUGUGGAAGUGGACCUGAUGCUCCCUGGUGUUUCUUUGAUAGUAUGGCUGACAGAAAAGGUGAACAGAAUGGUUAUAAUAUACCAGAAGUAGUGCCUUUUGCAGAUUUAAGAUGGUGGUUGUCAGAAGAAGGCAUGAAUUUCUUAUUAUCAGCUAAAGAUGACAAAGUCUUGCCAGAAAUUACACGGAGACUUCUCUGUGAUGCUUAUAUGUGCAUGUAUCAAAGCCCUGAUGUAAUGAUGUAUCGUUGAUUAUUACAGUUUUCUUUUUUUUCAUGAUCUAGUAAACUAUUAUAGGGCUGGACCCUGAUUUUAUGAUCCUGUUCUCUAUUUUUGGAGAGAUUUGGGAACAGAAAAAUGUAUUUUGCAUUUAGGAGUAAUUACAUUUUUUCGAAUAAAGCUAAGAACAAAACAUGUUAGAAAUUAGAGCCGUCCUUGCGAGGAAAGAUCUGAAGCGCUGAUGAAUGUAAAUAACUGUUAUUUUGUUAAUAAUAAUUUACAGUACACACAAGUGAAAUUUUUUGGGAAAUUAAGAUAAUUUAUCAUAAUGUAUCUUACAAAGGAGUUUCAUUUCAAUAUAUAUUCAUUGUUACUAAGACUUCAUACAUAGUGAAAAAUUAAAGUAUUUUUCAACAUAGUAUGGGAAAAAAAUUUAAUUGUUAAGUAUUCAUAGAGGUAAUAAUAUUUAAAUAAAACAUAUUUGGGUAUUUAAAUUUUUGCUGUAGUUAAAUUCACAGAAUUCUUGCAAUAAGUUCCUGAUGUCAGUAGUUUAGAGAGAUUAACUAGGAUAUCAGAAAUUUUAAUCUGUGAUGAGACCCUCCGAAAAAUUUUAUGUAUAGCUAGCUUGUAUUACUGAGAAAUAAAAAUUAUAUGUUGAAAAAUAAUGAUAGUUUAUUGCAGAUAAUAGAUAGGUUUAAAAUAAAUAUAAUGAAGUUAAUAAUUGCUACUUUUAUUUCAUUGUAAAAUCUUAUGUAUUGUUAUGGACAACAUACUUUUAGACUCAAAUUCUGUGAUGGUACUAUUUCUUUAAUGACAUAUUUAGAAAAUUUAUGUAUAGUAAGUACAGAGUACUUAAAACAUUUUGUAAAUGAUAAAGUUUAAUUUAAUUUGAAAAGUUAACUGUAUAUGCUAUUUUGUUGCUAAGGUUAUACAAUGUUAUUAAAUGUACCUGCAAAAACGAAUGCUCUGGAAUGGUGCACAGUUGCUCAGUAAAAUAUGUUGAAAUUUAAAUGCUUUAUGAAUGUUUUAAUGCUGAUUUAAAGUGACCUAUAUUAAUCUAUUAGCUAACAAUAUUAGUUUCUUAAUUGCAUUGCUUUUUAAGACAGCUUUAAUAUUUUGGAUGAAUAGAAGCUUAAAUAUUUUUGGCUUUUUUAUUUACUGAAGCUGAUACUUGUUUAAAGUAUGCAAAAAAAUUAUUUAAAAAUGUACAAAUUUUUUAGAAUAUGUUAGUUAUGGCAUUAUAAAAGAAUGUGACAUUAUGUACAGUUUUUUUCCAUUAAUGUUGAAAUAAAAUUUAUUAGACUUUU
Molecule: messenger RNA, 4481 nt
Organism: Argiope bruennichi
Lineage: Eukaryota; Metazoa; Arthropoda; Arachnida; Araneae; Araneidae
Gene: CYLD
Product: ubiquitin carboxyl-terminal hydrolase CYLD-like
Exons: 17
Coding region: 319-3207 (962 amino acids)
Biological process (GO): protein K63-linked deubiquitination
Cellular component (GO): cytosol
Molecular function (GO): cysteine-type deubiquitinase activity; K63-linked deubiquitinase activity
Source: RefSeq, a predicted model, not a curated record